This is a messenger RNA of Biomphalaria glabrata, 2332 nucleotides long. RefSeq names its product intraflagellar transport protein 56-like. The coding region runs from base 138 to 1805 and encodes 555 amino acids. Gene Ontology annotation, biological process: intraciliary anterograde transport; intraciliary transport involved in cilium assembly. Lineage: Eukaryota; Metazoa; Mollusca; Gastropoda; Planorbidae. Gene Ontology annotation, molecular function: intraciliary transport particle B binding; protein binding. The transcript is spliced from 17 exons. Gene Ontology annotation, cellular component: ciliary basal body; intraciliary transport particle B; ciliary base. The record is from RefSeq and is a predicted model, not a curated record.
UGACCCGGAAGAACUGUUUGUAAGGCAUUCCACAAUCACAAACACAGAAAGUUUACAAAAUAAAUGAUUUUACUGCGUGCUUUUUAUUAGAUAUAUUACAGAUCUAGAUCUAGAUUCUAACUCCUUUUUGCUCAAAAAUGAUGUUAUCAAGAACCAAACCUGCCUUAGGGCCAGGUUCUGUGGCAACUGGGAAGGAAACAAAGAAAAAGAAGAAAAUGCCAACAGUGGAGGAAUUUCUGGAUAUGAGAGAUUAUACAGGAGCCAUAACUCUUUUAGAAUUUAGCAGAAAUGCAGGUAAAGGCAAUGAAGAAACAGAUCUGUGGAUAGCUUACUGUGCAUUUCACUUGGGUGAUUACAAGCGUGCCAUGGAGGAGUAUGAAAGAUUAACAAAACGAGAAGGUGCAAAUCCAGAUGUUUGGUUGUAUUUAGCUUGCUGUCAGUUCUUCCUUGGCAUGUACCCAGAAGCUGAUGAAAGCUGCACAAAAUGUUCCAAAAGUAGACUUCAGAAUAGAGUUCAGUUUCAUCUGUCCCACAAAUUUGGUGAUGAACGUCGUCUAAUGAGUUUUCAUCAAAAUCUGCAAGACAUCAUAGAAGAUCAGUUAUCUCUAGCAUCUAUUCAUUACUUGCGGAGUCAUUACCAGGAAGCCAUUGAUAUUUAUAAAAGAAUUUUACUAGAUAACAGAGAUUAUCUUGCUCUCAAUGUUUAUGUUGCAUUGUGCUACUACAAACUGGACUAUUAUGAUGUGUCACAGGAAGUACUUGCUGUUUAUUUACAACAAUAUCAAGACAGUGCUGUAGCUCUCAAUUUGAAAGCUUGCAACCACUUCAGGUUAUAUAAUGGGAAAGCUGCUGAGGCUGAACUGAAAGCACUUCAGGAGAUGGCAUCACCCUCAUUUCAAUUUGCACAGGAUUUAAUCAAACACAAUCAAGUUGUUUUCAGAAGUGGUGAAGGGUCGCUCCAAGUGUUACCUCCCUUGAUUGAUGUCAUCCCUGAAGCAAGACUUAAUUUAGUCAUUUAUUAUCUGAAACAAGAUGAUGUGCCUGAUGCUUAUAAUCUGAUCAAAGAUUUGGAACCUACCACUCCACAAGAAUACAUUCUGAAAGGUGUUGUCAAUGCUGCACUAGGACAAGAGCAAGGAUCUAGAGAACACAUGAAGAUUGCUCAGCAGUAUUUCCAGUUAGUUGGAGGAUCUGCCAGUGAAUGUGACACAAUACCUGGACGUCAGUGUAUGGCUUCAUGUUUUUUCCUGUUGAAACAGUUUGAAGAUGUUUUAAUCUACCUUAAUUCGAUUAAGAGUUACUUCUACAAUGAUGACACAUUCAAUUUCAAUUAUGCUCAAGCCAAAGCUGCUGUUGGGAAUUUCAAAGAAGCUGAAGAAAUUUUUUUACUGAUUCAAAAUGAGAAAACAAAAAAUGACUACACAUAUUUAAGUUGGCUGGCACGGACAUACAUUAUGAACAGAAAAGCUCGCAAUGCAUGGGAACUGUAUCUGAAGAUGGAAACGUCUGGUGAAUCUUUCAGUCUGCUUCAGCUCAUUGCUAAUGAUUGUUACAAGAUGGGACAGUUUUAUUAUGCAGCUAAAGCUUUUGAUGUUCUGGAACGUUUGGAUCCAAACCCUGAAUACUGGGAGGGUAAGAGAGGGGCUUGUGUUGGUGUCUUCCAAUUGAUUAUUGCUGGAAGUGAGCAAAGAGAAACUUUGAGAGAUGUCAUCAAUAUGUUGAGAAACACCAGCAAUCCACAAGUAGAAUAUAUCAUUAGGACAAUGAAGAAAUGGGCCAAGGAGAAUAUGGUGCCUGUUCCUUAAAAAUUCUGUUGCAUGUUGAAUACUGUUUAUAUUUAUAGAUCUGAACAGACCAUUCAUUGAUUUAUCAUCUGUAUUCUUUGUGAAUAUCUGAACAUUAUCAUUUCAUGUCAAUGACAUUUAAUGUGAAAAUCUUAAUCCUUAUCAAUUCUAUUUUAGCUUGUAUAUGUUUAUUGAUAGUUAUCUUGCUUUUCACUAGAUAAAAAUAAUUUAGUCACACUUAUCUUCUUUACUCAAAAAGAAAUCAUUAUUGAUGGUACAUUGCACUGCUAGGAAAAAAAUUAUCAGUUUCAAACAAAAACAUUUGUGUCUGUGGCUAAGUUCUGAAUCAUUGACCUAAUCUUUUUGUUCUGUUAUAUCAAUAGAAAGACUUGCAUUCACUUCAAAUGACACUUUCAUUUAUUUGGCCACAAGUCAUGUUUAGUUGUUUCAAUGUACAUAACUCUUACAAAUGAUACUUCAGACUAGAAGUAUGUUGAUUGCAAUGAUUCUAUUCUAUUCUUUAAAUAAAUAAAGUAUAAAUUCUAUGA